Molecule: messenger RNA, 989 nt
Organism: Mycotypha africana
Lineage: Eukaryota; Fungi; Mucoromycota; Mucoromycetes; Mucorales; Mycotyphaceae
Product: 40S ribosomal protein S9
Exons: 3
Coding region: 336-848 (170 amino acids)
Biological process (GO): translation; positive regulation of translational fidelity
Cellular component (GO): cytosolic small ribosomal subunit
Molecular function (GO): rRNA binding; structural constituent of ribosome
Source: RefSeq, a predicted model, not a curated record
GAAAAACUUUUUUUUUUGCGUUUCCACCGCUUCUGGCCCUUUUCCCUCUCCCCUUCGCCCCUUUCUUGCCGCUCUCUCGCACUAUAGAGACACCUUGCACAUCGCCGCACUUUUCCUUCUCUGAACCUAUCGUGGCGCUCGGAAAAUCUUCAUGGAGCGGGUUGGGAGAAAAAAUUUUGUUUCUCGGAAAUUCCCAAGUCACGAUAAGCCAUCCGAUUUGUUUGCCCUCAUUGGGCAAAGCCCAAAGGGAAAGCCUCAAAGCGCGAUGAAAUGUGGUGCCUAGCCCAAAGUUAAAUUUUUUUUUUUUUUUUCUUUCCUUCUCUUUCAUUGUCACAAUGGCUGGUACCCAAAGAAACUACAGCAAGACAUCUACUGUCCCUAGACGUCCCUUCGAAUCUGCUCGUCUUGACCAAGAACUCAAGCUCAUUGGUGAAUUCGGUCUCAAGAACAAGAAGGAAAUCUGGAGAGUCGGUUUGACUCUUUCCAAGAUCCGUCGUGCUGCUCGUGAAUUGCUCAAGUUGGAUGAAAAGGAUCCCCGUCGUCUCUUUGAAGGUAAUGCCUUGAUUCGUCGUCUUGUCCGUAUUGGUGUCCUUGAUGAAUCUCGCAUGAAGCUCGAUUACGUUUUGGCUCUCAAGAUUGAAGAUUUCUUGGAACGUCGUCUUCAAACCCAAGUCUUCAAGUUGGGUCUUGCCAAGUCUAUCCACCACGCUCGUGUUUUGAUCCGUCAACGUCACAUUCGUGUUGGUAAGCAAAUCGUCAACGUCCCCUCUUUCAUUGUUCGUUUGGACUCUCAAAAGCACAUCGAUUUCGCCUUGACCUCUCCCUAUGGUGGUGAUGACGAAGAAUAAAUUCAUUCACCUCCCCUUCCCAGCAAUGCAUUCACUCAAUUCACCCUAGCUUGACUUUGAUAUAGUUUAUUUUUUUUGUAAAUGGUUGCGUGUUGGCAAUGUGGAUCAUAAUGGGGGUUAUUUAGAAUUUACUGGGACUUG